Acanthochromis polyacanthus (spiny chromis) is the source of this 4039-nucleotide messenger RNA. RefSeq names its product fibronectin. Gene Ontology annotation, molecular function: protein binding. Lineage: Eukaryota; Metazoa; Chordata; Actinopteri; Pomacentridae. Bases 293 to 2434 code for a protein of 713 amino acids. The record is from RefSeq and is a predicted model, not a curated record. The transcript has 11 exons.
ACGGAGCUUUGUGAUGCUAGUCAAAUGUGCUGCUUACCUGUGGGUGUUAAAUGGCAUAUUCAGCUCUGAGACGUCAUUUCACGCCGUUUACGGUCAGAUGAAGCAUCCGUAGCCUGGGUGAGUGCUGAACCGUUCCGUGUUUGGCCUUUAGAAUAUUGUUUUCAAUCAUUCUGAAGUUGUUUCUAUUCAUAGAUGUAUAAUUUAGAAGCUAAUGUUGGUUUUUGAUGCAGCAGCGGUCCUGUGGCGACGUUUCAUCAGUCUGUCCACAUACUAGAGGCUACAGGAGAUCGAUAUGGGAAAGUUCCAGGAUAAAGUCUGUGUUUUAACAUGUUGGGCUCUGAUGGUAAUGUACAACACUGCAGAGCGACAGUAUGCCGUCGGGAAAGGCAGUCUGACCUGGAAUGGCGCCAGGAACUACUGCCAGGUCUGCUUCGAAGACCUGGUGACUCUGAGCCACGACAACAUCGAGGUGAUCGUCAAGAUGCUCAACUCUCAGCACUGGAUCGGCCUACGGAAGAGCUUCAACUCAACCAGCAACUAUACCAGUAACAGCACCAUGCCCUGGUCUCACUGGUCCAACGGGGAACCCCUCACCUUCCAGAACUGGUACCCUGGUUGGCCAAAGUUUGAACCCUCUGUCCCAGACAACGACUGCUGCGGCUGCUCAUGCAACGGCCCAGCAACAACAACCCCAACGAUGAGCAGCUUCACCGACAUCACCGAUCCGAAUGUGACCGACUUAACCACGUUCUGGGAAACCAGCACUGACAACAUGACUGUAACUGAAGAUUACGUGAACAUCACGAGCUCAGUGUUCACAGACACCACGUUCAUGACGAGCACACCACUGCCAACGCCAAAUGGUUACAUUGAGGACUCCUGUGUGGCCAUGUACAGCUUUGGGUCUUGGGUUGAAAAAGACUGCUCGGAGCAUCUGCCUUUUAUUUGUUAUGAAGAUCAUUUCUCUGGAUAUUUUAAAGUCAGCGUGACCAAUGUCACCUCAGACAACGCCACUGUGACGUGGCAGUGGGUGUCCGACAGAAUCAGCCAUUAUCGUGUGGCAGUCAAAGGCGUCAAAGACGACAAAGAAAUGACUGAGAAUAAAACUGAUCUGACCCACGACCUUGUUGGCCUCACACCAGGCACUAACUACGUAGUCCAUGUGUUCCCUUUUAAGUGUGGGAGAGAACUGAAGCCAGAGAAUUUCACUUUCUACACCGAGCCCAACAAAGUUCAAAACCUCACAAUCACCAACGUGACAGAAAGAUCCAUCCAAGUGAACUGGAGCAAACCAGAUGGAAAUCUGGAUUUCUAUGUUAUUAGGGUUGGUGAUGAGCAAUUAAACACUACCACAGAAGGUAUAGAAGUUGCUGGUUUGACGCCUGGAACCUCUUACACAUUGUUUGUCCUCUCAGAAGUCGAGGACCGCUCAGUGUGGAGUGAAGAAUCUAACAUCACAGUGUAUACCAAACCUUCUAAAGUGUCCAGCCUGAAUGUUUCUGACAAUACCAAUCACUCAGUGUUUGUCCACUGGGGGCAACCUGAAGGAAACUUCACAGGUUUCUUGGUGAAGGUUCUGAACAGCGCUGAUGAGAUAUUGUUUAAUGACACGGUGGACCGAACUGUGCGUGAGUUACCAGUAGAAACCCUGCCGAUGGGCACCAGGAUCACCAUUGUAGUGACUGCUCUGGCUAAUGUUAGUCUGGAGGGAGACAACACAACCAUCACCACGUACACUGCCCCGGGACCGAUUUCAAACCUGAUUGCGACCACAAGCAAUAGCUCCCUUACAGCCAGCUGGGCCUUCGAUGAGGGGAAUUAUUCACAUUUUGCUGUCAGGCUUUGGUUGGAUGGGACACAGGAAGAAGCAGAAUGUAACGAAACAAAAAAAACUACGGUGACAUUUGAUGAACUGAAGACUGCAGCCAAUUACACUGUAGAUGUCCACGCUGUUAGUGGACAUCUCCAAGGCCCGUCAAUGAAAGUCUCCAAGUUUACCUUGCCAUCUCCACCGACAAAUGCCAAUGCCACUUUUGUCAACAAAAGCGCAAUCACCUUUACCUGGACCCCCCCUAAGAACAUAGCAAAAGCCACGUACCUUGUUGAACUCAACUCCACCUUCUAUAGUCAGAGUUGGUCUGACAAGAUCAUUGACGAAACCAGCUAUACUUUUUCUAACCUGACAUCAGGAACCAAAUACUGUUUUGAAGUGCUUGUAUUGGGAGGUGAACAGGAAAGUUCCCCAGCAAGCAGGUGUACUGUGACAGAAACCGAGGAAAGGCAAAUCAGCUUGUCGAUGCUGUGCUCUUCUGCAGAAACUCUCCUCUGUGAUAACAGCACCACAAGGACACGUGUUUUCAAACAGUUGAAAGAUCAUUUCUCCGAGCUGUUGAAGGACGACAUUGUUUGGACCCUGGAGGCAACUGAAGUAUAAAAAACUAUAUCUGUUUUAUAAAUGUGUUGGUGAAGGCAUAUCUCCUGUCAUGUUGUUUUUUUCUGGCCAACUUUUUGCGCCGCAUAUAAAAAAGGAUACAUGCAUUGAUUCAAUAAUAAUAAUCAAAAUACUGUUCAUAUCUUAAUCAUGUGUUACAUUUCUCUUAGUUUAUUUGCGUUUUUCCUUCAUCUGAACAUAUGUUCCAUUUACUAUUAUUAUGUUUUGUUGUUGCAAACUUUAUUUCUACAACACGUUUCAAAACCAAGUUGCAAAGUGCUUUACAAAAACAUGCAAAAAUAAAACAUUAUAAAACACUUAAAAUAGUACACAAAUGCCUAUCUGUCCAGGUUUUUACAGUUUGACUCAGCUGUUCUCAUUGUAAGGAGGGAUUUGUUUUGCAGUGCUAAAACAGCUGAACCAUGGUCCCCAUUUGCUUUAAACCUACACCAUAAAUUUUAGAUUAUUAUUAUUCAGGACAAUAAAUAAAACAAAUGCACUGCAAAAACUCCAAAUCUUAUAAAGUGUUUUUGUGUUAUUUUUAGUCAAAAUGUCUCAUCUCACUUGAUUUAAGAUAAAUUCUCUUAGCAAGUGACAUUCUAGCAAGAUGGAGGGACUUCUUUUAAUACAACACAGCUUAAAUAUUUUGUUAAGUCAAAAAAUCCUGAAUUGAUCUUGUUUUGAGUUGAGUUUAACCCUCAUGUUGUCCUGCGGGUCAACUUAACCUGUUUAAACGUCUGAAAAUGUGGGGGGGAAAACCAUAUUUUCACAGUGAAACUUCUGAUGUCCACAAAUUUUCAACGUUUUUGGGAACUCUUUAAACAUUUUUUGGUGAAAAAAAGAGAAAUGUUAAAAAUGUUUAAUAAGAACAUUCACAAAAAAUCGUUUUCUUGCCAAAUUUGAGGGAUUUUUUUUUUAAAUAAAAAUUUUAAGGGAAUCUUUUAAGGAAUUAUUGGAGUUUUCUUCCUGAGGUUUUGCAAAUUUUCAUAAAUUUGGGGAUUUUUUUGCUGAUUUUUUUUUUCAGACAAGGAAACAAUAUUUUUUGUUUCCCAUAAAUGAAGACAGCAGGAGGGUUAAAACAUCUCAAAUUAGGAGGUUACAUGAAAGCGAAAAUCUAUUUUCGAGUGAAAAGCUGCUUCUUUUUUUUUCUUUUUUUUUUUUUAAACAUAUCUGGCUUAUUUUAAGACACCUAAGCUUAACAAUCCUGGUAAAAUGUAACUUAAAAUAAGUUUUCCCAGCUAAUUUUAAGAUCUCAAUAUUCUAAAUAUCACAUCUUAUUUCAAGAAAUCUUACUAAGCCAUUUUUCACUUGUUCUAUUGGCAGAUUUUUUUUUCCACUUAUUUCAAAGUAAAAGCUCCUGCAAAAAAAUUUUUUCUUGUUUUGAGAGGGGAAUUUUUUACAGUGUAAACUUUUGUGUCAGUGCACUAUGAGGAACUAAGAAAAAGCAAUAGAUUGAUACACUCAAAAUUGGAUGUACUAGAUUUAAAAUUACAAGCCAGUAGGAGGUCAGAUCUCAGUUUUAUUUGUUUCAUAAUGAUUUAAUCUAUUUUUCUUUUCAUGGUGUGGAAUAUUUAUGACGGAUGUUUUAAAUAAAUGUAUUCAAAACUC